UGUCACUAUAAGACGCAUAUCCGGUUAUGAUCAACAACAACGAUAGACUCGGAACGUAUCAUGUUUUCAUCUUUUUAGCUCAUUAUAUAUUGGAUUAUUCAAAAUGGAGACAGUCAGACGGAUUGCCAGCCAGUCCAAUGCUCACUGUAUGGAGAUGUUGUCGGAAGUACAGCCGUAUUUAGUGGAGGUUGCCUAUUUCUUCUUCUUUCUCUCCAGGCACAUGACUCUGCCAUUAUUUCAGGAAUAUGUCCAGUCUGAGUUUUACAAACAGAACAAUCUGAAAGCUACUGUGACAGAGCCGUGGGAAUUAUACACGGGGAAUGGUUCUAGCCUGUAUGACGUCGCUCACAGGGAGAGCACAUUAGCUAUUUUGAGUUUACAGAUUGCCGAAGGACUGCCGGCAGUAGUGACUGUGAUAAUCCUCGGAGCUGUCAGUGAUAGAACGUCUCGAAGAAAGAUUCUGCUAUGGAUGCCCUCGCUGGGAGGCAUUCUUCACUCGUUGAUAUACAUCUUUAUCCUGUACACGAGCUGGACUCUCGACGGAUUGUUCAUGGCCUCCGCCUUGAGAGGGCUUAGUGGCAGUAUGACAGCCUUUUUAGCUGGGAGUACAUUCUUUGCUAUUAAUACAACACAACGAGAAAAGCGCUCAUCCCGUCUCGCUAUACAGGAAUCUCUGAAUGGCAUUGCUUACGCAAUAGCAAAUAUAAUGGUUGGUUACUGGGUCCGAGCCAGCGGUUUCCAUCAGCCAUUUUGGUUCACAUUAAUUUGCAGCUGUAUUGCGUUCCUUAUCUCGUUCUUCCUUGUAAAGGAGGUGAAAGUAGAAACAAAUAGUUCUAAUAGAUAUGACACCGAAAACUGUUGUAUUGACACGUUCAAACCAAUGACAAGGUUUUUCAGAUGUAAGGAAAGAAAACUCCUAAUCAUGUGGCUAGCCAUUCUAGCCUUUCAGAGCUACGCUUGGGUUCAUCUUGGACAAAUCAAUACCCUGGUUCUGUAUUUCACUGGAUCUCCGUAUCACUGGCAGUCUCACAAAGUGGGAGUCUUCCUGUCCGUUGCCAUGGGCGUGGCGUCCAUUGGGGUGCUGUUUACACCCCCCGUGUUGAGGAACUGGUUUUCCGAUAUCCACAUUACAUUCGGGGGCCUGUUCUCCAAGGCUGUUGGAACUCUCUGGCUGGCUGUGGUUCAAAAUGAAGUCGUCAUAUAUUUUGCAAUUUUCCUCUUGGUUUUGGAGUUGAUUCCAUUCCCAAUGCUAAGAGCCGUAGUUUCAAACAGCAUCGAUACAGCUGAUCAAGGGUCCCUGUUUGCUCUGAUGCAUUGUGGGGAGGGAAUUACCUAUUUCCUGGCCCCGUUUAUGUUCCAGUCGCUGUACGCUGACAGUAUCGACUACUUCACGGGUUUCGUGUUCGUGUUGUCCGUCAUCCUGCUCGUCAUUCCCGUGGGAUUUGUCAUUGCAAUCAAGUUUCUAUCGACGGGUCAGCCUGGGGAGUAUGAGAGGAUGGAGGGGGAGACGGAAAUGACCACUGGAGAGGAAGUGCCCCUCCCAGCUAGUCAGGAGGACAAGGACAUCAGUGUCAUCGCGGUCUCAGCCAAUCAGAACGUGAUCAAUACAGAGGCGACCAAUGAAGACGCGGUAGAGCCAGUAGCUGUGUAACACUUGGAGGUGUUGAAAGAUUGUUGUUUAUUAUGAGGAAGUUAAGAUGCCAGCAUUAACAUAGGCCUACUGAAAUUAAAAUGGGCUCAAAAAUCUAUGAGGAUUUAAUAGAAUCUCCACCCCCACCACUCCUACAAUGGACUGGCUAUUUGCAGGCUACCUUUGUCGUUCAUGGUGAUGAUCUACAGUACUGUAGAAGGAUGGGAUAGUAAUUUGGUAUUCCAGGACAGAAUAGAACUCUGUCGAUAGCUUUUACUGUUGUUAUGGCAAUCUGUGAUUGCUUCAUGUGACCAAUAUUUAUGUAAAAAUCAGAGCUUUAUAUACCAGCUUUAUGAAUGAAAAUAAUUUCAAAACUUUUCUGAUAUUUUUUGGACUGCAACCCCUGCAUCUCUCCACUGGAAAAAGUGCUAUUUAUGAUUUUCUUCCGAUAUAAACUGUCUUGAUAUAUUUCACAUUAUUUAUUAGUUACCCGAUUUAGGAUUUAAUGAGACUUGUAUUUUAGUUUAUUUUUUUACAUAGAAUAUACAGUACUUUGAUUAAUGAUUCCUUUAUUAUCUGACUUACUGUGAAAUUUAACGAUCUGGUCAGGUAUUAUUAAAACGUAUUAUCUGCAAUAAUCAUACUGACAUUAGUGAUAGAAUUAUUUAAAGAGCAAAUCACUGCCCUUAGGUUCUCAACCAACGAGUAACCUGCAAUGGAGUUUACAAAUGUUGAUGCAGAGAAAGAUAUAAAAAAGAUCUGAAUGGAGUUUCAGGAUCACUUGUUGAUAUGUGAGAUGGCUUACAGUGCUUUGUAAGUCGAUAAGUUUUGUGAGAAGUUAUAAUUUAUUGUUUAUAUUGUUAUCAAGUACAACUUGAUAUAUUUGUUACGCGGAUCUUUCAUGUACAUAUGUUGUUGUGUUGUGGUUUUGUUUUUGUUUUUUCUGUUUUGUUUUUUUUUUAGAGAAAAGGUGUUAGCUUUCCAAUGUAAACUUUAAUUUAUUCAUAUUUAUUCCCUAUUUUAUACAGACAAUUUUUACCAUGCCUACAUUUUGUCCAAGCUGUGCUUUAUUGUUGAUUCCUCAAUUUUCCAUUUUUUAUUGCUCAGUCAGACUUGCCAGAGACUUUCUUGUCGGGUUAUCUCCCUUUAACUUCCAUUGUUUAUUUGACAUUCCAAAUAAUUUAGUAAUUUUUAUUAUACACAAAGUAGUGAUACUUCAUGUUUUCCAGUAUGUGCACAAGUGUCCUGUGAACAUACAUCACAUAUGAUGCUAAAUCUUUCAUGGUUUGGAAUAAUUCCACAGGUUUUGUGUUAGUCAGCUCUAUUUGUUUUUCGUAAGUUAUGUGUGGAUGUAUAUUUACACACGAAAAGUAAAACAUUCGUACCUGUAUUUUGUCUGUAUAACACUCAACAGGUAGCCAAGGCCAACCAAAGGGACAUAGGUUUUGAAUUUCAGAUAUCAAUAUAAAUACAAGUGAUGUUCAGAGCUGUGAAAUGACAAUAGAAUAUUUGGUGUUUGCUCAGUUUUUAAUGAAUUUUGUGAGCACCCGUAUCUCAUCAAUUUAAAUAUAACAAUGUACAAAAACUAUAUCCACGAAAUUACAUCCUAACCAGACUGGUACAUGUUGGCAAUCUGUCCCCGCCCAUUUUACAAAUUUAAAUGAUUCCAUGUGUUUCUAAUAGUAUUGAUUGAUUGUAAGUUGAUGUACACAUAUUGAAGUUUUUCCACUAUCGGCUGAUUAAUGAUCUCACGAUUUCGAGCCCUGCCUAUUGUUGUCAGUGAUUUUGUGUGAUUGUCAGCAUUCACUGAACCUGUCACCCCUUUACAUCACCAAAAUCCUGUUUGUAUAUUAUAAAGCUCUUAUCUACCUAGUGAUAAAAAAAAAUCAAAAACAGCCAUAUUGUAUUUAUUGCUUUUUUAGAAAUCAACUGUAAUAUGUAGCCAAAGUUUACCACUUCUUUCUCAACAAUGAUAUACUUAACCCUUGUGUAGGGAAAUAUACAUGCGUAGCAAAACUUUCAGCAAAAUUGGAUAGUAUUUCAACAAUCUAGUCAAAACAUAUAAGUUAUGGUCCUUUUAUAUAUAUAUAUAUGCAUUCAUUUUAUAUCUGUGCAAUUUUUUUUUUAUUAUGUAUAUCCUUUAUUAUCCCCUAGCAAGGAAGUUGCGGGGAAUAUACAUGUACACGUAAAUAUAUACAAGUACAUAAAUACUUUAAUUUUAGUGGUUUUUUUUAAAUGCAUUUAAGUGUUAACAUUAUUAUGGUAUAUUUAAGAAAACAAAUUAUUAAUGUUCAUUUCAUGUUGCACUUCAACAAAGUAAGCCUAGGGGGAGGGGAGGGUCAAAACUUCACUAGGGGUUUAGCAUUUAUUUAGUGUUUUUAAAUUGCAGAAAAAUUGGCAAAAAUGUAUUUUUCUUUUGGCUAAUGUUAGUGGGUGUUGGUGUUAUACUAACACAGCCACCCCCUACAUUUAUGGUUAUAAAUAAAUUGUUUGGAGAUGUAAUUUCUUGAAAUAUAUGCAUUUUAUUAUUUACUGUAUACAUAUCUUGCUGAGAUGAGAAUACUUUUUAUAUAGUCACCAUAUUUAUAUCGUUUGUUAGUAGUAGAAUUCCAUUGUGUGUGGUUUAUUAUUAAAGAAAGAUAUUGUC
This is a messenger RNA of Ostrea edulis (European flat oyster), 4277 nucleotides long. RefSeq names its product proton-coupled folate transporter-like. Bases 104 to 1651 code for a protein of 515 amino acids. Gene Ontology annotation, molecular function: transmembrane transporter activity. The transcript has 4 exons. Gene Ontology annotation, biological process: transmembrane transport. Lineage: Eukaryota; Metazoa; Mollusca; Bivalvia; Ostreida; Ostreidae. Gene Ontology annotation, cellular component: membrane. The record is from RefSeq and is a predicted model, not a curated record.